CAGGUGGCCAUCAAGAAGAUCCCGAACGCCUUCGACGUGGUGACCAACGCCAAGCGGACGCUGCGGGAGCUGAAGAUCCUCAAGCACUUCAAGCACGACAACAUCAUCGGCAUCAAGGACAUCCUGCGGCCCACGGGGCCCUACGGCGAGUUCCGCUCCGUGUACGUGGUGCUGGACCUGAUGGAGAGCGACCUGCACCAGAUCAUCCACUCGUCGCAGCCGCUGACGCUGGAGCACGUCCGCUACUUCCUGUACCAGCUGCUGCGCGGCCUCAAGUACAUCCACUCGGCCAACGUCCUGCACCGCGACCUCAAGCCCUCCAACCUGCUGGUCAACGAGAACUGCGAGCUCAAGAUCGGCGACUUCGGGAUGGCGCGGGGCCUGGGCGCCGACCCCCGCCAGGCCAAGGCCUUCCUCACCGAGUACGUGGCCACGCGCUGGUACCGCGCGCCCGAGCUGCUGCUGUCGCUGCACCGCUACACGCGCGCCAUCGACAUGUGGUCGGUGGGCUGCAUCUUCGCCGAGAUGCUGGGCCGGCGCCAGCUCUUCCCGGGCCGCAACUACGUGCACCAGCUGCAGCUGAUCAUGGCGGUGCUGGGCACGCCGCCCGCCGGCGUCAUGGCGGCCAUCGGCGCCGAGCGCGUGCGCGCCUACGUGCAGAGCCUCCCGCCGCGCCCGCCCGUGCCCUGGGAGAGCCUGUUCGGCGCGGCCGAGCCGGCGGCGCUGGCGCUGCUGGGCCGGAUGCUGCGCUUCGACCCCCGCGAGAGGGUGGGCGUGGCCGAGGCGCUGCGCCACCCCUUCCUCGCCAAGUACCACGACCCCGAGGACGAGCCCGAGUGCGUCCCCGCCUUCGACUUCGCCUUCGACCGCCAGGCGCUCACCAAGGAGGAGAUCAAGGCGGCCAUCGUGGCCGAGAUCGCCGACUUCCACGCCCGGCGCGACGGCAUCCGCCGGCAGAUCGCCCUCGCGCCCUCGGGAGGGGCCCCCGGGGGUGGGGUCCCUGGGGGCGGCCUGGCCAACGGGGGGGUCAACACGGCCAACGUGGGCGGCGUCAACAUGGCCAACGCCAACGUCAGCGUGACCAAUGUCAACAUGGCCAAUGUUAAUGUCAACGUGGCCAACGCCAACGUCAACGUGGCCAACGCCAACAUCAGCAUGGCCAACGCCAGCGUCAACAUGGCCAAUGUCAAUGUGGCCAACGUCAACAUGGCCAACGCCAACAUGGCCAACGCCCCCAACGGCCCAACGUGGCCGCCCUGCGCCGACGUGGACAUGCCGAGCCCCGGCCCCGCCCCCGACUGCCCCAUGGACUCGCCGCGGGUGAAGGCGGAGCCGGGAGCCCCCCCGGCGCCCAAGCGCGACGGCGCCAUCUCCGACGACACCAAGGCCGCCCUGAAGGCGGCGCUGCUCAAGUCGGCCAUGAGGAACAAGAACAAAGAGCCGCCCUGCGCGGCGCCGGAGGCCCCCGAGGGCCGCAAGCCGGUGACGGCGGCGGAGCGGCAGCGGGAGCGGGAGGAGAAGCGGCGCCGGCGUCAGGAACGCGCCAAGGAACGCGAGAAGAAGCAGCGGGAGCGGGAGCGGCGCGAGCCCCGCGCCCGGGGGGAGGGGCUGCAGGGGCUGGUCCUCACCGACGACGACCGGCACCUCCUGGAGCGCUGGACCAAGAUGCGCGACGGGGCCCCCCCGCGCCCCCCGGCCCCGCCCCGCGCCCCCGCCCCGCCCCCCGCCCCUCCCCCCUGCCCCCCGCCCUGCGCGGCCCCGCCCGAGGCGUG
This is a messenger RNA of Corapipo altera (White-ruffed manakin), 1772 nucleotides long. Its product is annotated as mitogen-activated protein kinase 7-like. Gene Ontology annotation, cellular component: cytoplasm; nucleus. The transcript has 3 exons. The annotation marks the transcript as partial. Gene Ontology annotation, biological process: protein phosphorylation; cell surface receptor signaling pathway; intracellular signal transduction. NCBI's taxonomy places the organism in Eukaryota, Metazoa, Chordata, Aves, Passeriformes, Pipridae. Gene Ontology annotation, molecular function: ATP binding; protein serine/threonine kinase activity. The record is from RefSeq and is a predicted model, not a curated record.